AUGCCCCCCUGGAUUCUCCCUGGGCGUCGCAAUAAUAUGUACCCAUUGUGGGACCAGACGCUCUCAGAUCUGGUGGUAAACAUCCCAAACUUAAUUGUUGCACCUCAAUUCCCUCUUUGGUUUGUGCCUAGAGAUGACGAUCGUGAGGAUGAAAAUGAUGGCGAUGAUCCGGAAGAGAUAGUAGUAGUACCUGAGGGAGAGCAGGAAGCCCGAGGAAGUCGUAUUAUCAAGGACGAGGACGAGGACGACGGAGACCUCGAGAUUGGAGUGGGCGAUAUCUCUUUCGCAUCAACCGUCCCGGAAAAAAAUGCCGGUGUCCUUGUGGAUUUCGCGAUCCUCAAUCUGACCGCAGUGGCUCAGCCACUGCAGAGGGAUCGUUAUGGAGGAUGGAGGAUUACUGCGGCGAGCGUCGGCCUUCUCGUAGAAGUGAAAAGAUUUCCGAGCAGGAGUCUGACAGGGGAGGAACAGGAAUCGCGGAUUUUUGGGCCGCUUGCCGAAGCCAAGAACGAUUUGAUUGAACAAGCUGGAUACCUCUUCUUGCAAGACACAGACAUGAAUUCCGUCUUGGCCAUCGCAGCCACAGGUCCGUAUUGGAGUGGUACUACGAUACGUCGUGGCGACGUCAAUCAGACUAUGCACCGUCUGUCAGAAAAGGACCCAAGUUAUCUAGCGCCCAGUGAACGACGCCCUGACCAGAAGCUGAGUUGGAACAAUGUUCUUCGCGUUGAUGUCCCGCGUUCUAGAGACCGCUUGCACACGAUAUACAACACUUUAAAGGACAUGGGAGUGUUAGAAGUGCCGGCGGAUGUAUGA
Molecule: messenger RNA, 813 nt
Organism: Suillus subaureus
Lineage: Eukaryota; Fungi; Basidiomycota; Agaricomycetes; Boletales; Suillaceae
Exons: 3
Coding region: 1-813 (270 amino acids)
Source: RefSeq, a predicted model, not a curated record